GCUGCCUGGUGUCCAGUGGGAUUGUAGCUGGGAAGUCUGACAGCUGCUUCCCUGUGCAGUUCACAGCCAGAUACUGGCAAGUGCAUUCCUUUGGACAGUCUACACUUUCUGCUGUCCAGCUGAUUCCAAGGAGAAGCACCACCCACACACACCUGGAGCUGUUUGAAGGAAUCAGGAUAUGGCACCUCAAGCAGCACACUUUUCUCUUUGUACCCUGAUGGUCUUCAAGCAAUUCUGGCAGGGAAGCCAUUUCUUCUCUGCACCAAUCCUGAGGGGAGCUAAGGCUCUCUGCUUUCUGUGAACUCUUUGUUCAUCAAGAUCUCUGGCAAACUGCCAAUUUAAGCACCUGGCACAGAGAGCUCAUUUUCUUCAAUGUGCAAAAUAGCCACUUGCCGAUGGGAGAUUCUCUGCAUUGUGUUGACUGCCAGUUGACACCUUUAUGUCAUCCUUGGUGCUAUGGAUCAGGAGUAUGAUACUGAAAUGCCCUUCAAAGCUGGUGCCCCUCUCUCCAAAGACAAGGGUUUCACAGCACUGACUGAAAAAUUCAGCAUGACCACCAACCUGGACCGUGGUGCUGAUGAGCUAACACAAACACUUAAUCACUAUGUAGGCGACAUUGUGGAGGAAGUCUUGGUGUUUGGAGGUGAUGUCUUGAAAUUUGCAGGGGAUGCAUUGCUGGCACUCUGGAAAGUGGAGCGUUGCCAUAUCAAUGAUAUCAUCACUCUGGCACUGAAAUGUAGUUUCAGCAUCCAGCAAGAGUAUGGUGUUCGCGAUACUGAGGUGGGACUGGAGCUACGAGUGAAGAUAGGACUAUCUGCAGGUCACAUCUCAAAAGUUGUUGUUGGAGACAGCAGGCACCAGUACUUCCUGGUAAUUGGUCGGGCGGUGGAUGAAGUACGGUUGGCCCAAAACUUGGCCAAAGCAAGUGAAAUUAUCCUGUCACCAAACUGCUGGGAGCUCUGUGACCGGAACUUAAUCGAGGUAGAAAAAAUCCAAGAUGAACGAGCUGUCAAGGUUAGAUACAUUAGGAAUGUCCCAGGCUUUGACACUGAGGAGUUCUUUGAGAGAUGCACACAGUACCUGUACCAAAAUCGUAUCUGUGACACUUUUGAGAUUUUGAGAAAUGCCUCUGUAUUGCCUCCAGAUGACAAACUUGAGAAGUGCUUAAGAAAAUACGUGAUGAGGAACGUCCUGAGGAAGAUUGAUGACAACCAGCCACUGGAAUAUUUAUCAGAGCUUCGACCUGUUACUAUCGUCUUUGUGAAUUUGCAGUUUGAUGAAAGUGCCAACACUCACCAUCUCUGUAAGGCUAUCCAGGAUGCCAACACUCAUAUCACAGGAAUCAUACACCCCCUCAGUGGCAAGAUUAACAAGGUCUUUAUGUUUGACAAAGGUUGCACUUUACUUUGCAUCUUUGGUCUACCUGGUGAUAAACAAUCUGAUGAAAGUACAAAUGCUCUUGACAGUGCCAAUAAAAUCCACUCCUUCUGUUCUACAUCACUCAUGAAAGUAAGGAUUGUCUCCAUUGGAGUAACCAGUGGGCCAGUUUUCUGUGGAGUAGUUGGCCAUCGUGUGAGACAUGAAUACACAGUCAUCGGUCGGAAAGUAAACCUUGCUGCCCGGAUGAUGAUGUAUUAUCCAGGGUUAGUGACCUGUGAUGCAGUCACCUGUGUCAAGUCCAAACUGCCAUCCUAUUUCUUUGAAGAGCUCCCAUUAAUUGAGAUGAAAGGUGUUCUGAACCCCGGGACAGUCUAUAAAUUCCUUGGUGUCACUGAAAAAACAAUGAUUUACAAAGCAUAUUUGAGCAGGGAGAGAUCUGAAUAUUACCCUUUACUAGGUCGCAAGAAAGAGACAGACCUCUUCGAGAGCUUACUGAACAAUUUUAAAGAUGCAAAAAAAAGCCAUGUUAUAAUUUAUGAAGGUCUCAUGGGAUAUGGAAAAAGCCAGCUAAUGGCUGAGAUUUCAUUCUUAGGUCAUGAUGCUGGCCACAGGGUUGUGGCGAUGGAGCUCACGAAGAUAAAUGUGUGGCAAAACUUCUUUGUCAUCCGGACGCUCAUGGCUAUGUUCCUGGGGAUUGAUAUUUGUAGAACGUAUGAUGCAAGACAGUAUAUCCUUGUGACCAAAAUCCGUGGAGUAAUUAAGGAGGAGUAUUUCUGCCUUCUCAACAGUCUCUUUCAUGUUAAGUUUCCGACAUCAGAAGAGGUUUCCAAAAUGAACAAUGACAAAAAGAAUGAAGAGAUGGAAAAAAUUCUUGUAAAGAUUCUAGAAAAUGCAGUGGCGAAGGAAGUUCUCAUUUUUGUAAUUGAUGAAGCUCAGUUCAUUGAUCCGGCAUCCUGGGAUUUCCUGGAGAAUUUGCUAAACAAUCUUGGCCUCUUUGUUGUCAUGUCUUUGUCUCCUGUUAACCGCAAGGGACGACUGCCUUGCUCCACUGCAGCCCGAGUCAUGAGCAGUCAGGCUACCACCUAUAUUCAGCUAAGGGAGUUGACGCCUUCAGUAAUUAUUCAGAAGGCCUGCCAAGACCUUGGGGUGGUCAGUAUCGCCAGGGAGCUGGAGACAUUCUUAAUACAAAGAAGCCAUGGAAAUCCAUUUUACUGUGAGGAGCUUCUCCGGAAUCUCCACUUAAACAAUGUACUUCAGUUCCACUUCCUAGAGGAAGAUGAAGAAAGAGAGGAUGAGUGGGAUAGCCUUUUUACCACUACUGCUCUGAAGGCUCAAAGCUCUCAAACCCUCCAGAGCGAGGCUGAAUCCUACAUUUGCACUAUCAAACAGAAUGUGAAGCUGCACAAUAUCAUGCUGCCUCCAACAUUAAAAGGGAUUGCUCUGGCUGAGUUAGACAACAUGAACCCUUCAGAGCAAAUGGUGGUGAAAUGUGCAGCUGUCAUUGGUGUGACUUUCACCACAGAGUUGCUGCUAUAUAUCCUGCCUGAAUGGACCAAGAUGAAGAUGAACCAGACACUGGCAGCCCUGGUGGAAUCUCAUAUCUUUAAGUGUUUUAGUGAAAGAAAAGAAUUGGAUGCUAGCCAAAUUCAGGAUCAAUUUUCCAGAGAACUCUGCAUUGCUUCCAAGGUUGUGAAAUCAAUAGGACAAGGGUCCGAUCUUGGGUUGGUUGUUGCUAACCGGCUCAAGCAAGAAGAGACAGUUAUGCAGUGCAAAGUCAUGGGGUUUUGCACACCCCUGCUGCAAGAAGCCGCCUAUGAGCUUUGGCUUAAGAGCCAGAAAAGAGCCUUGCAUCUCAAAUGUGCCAGUUACCUUGAGUGGCAGGCUCACCGAUGCAAGUGCUGUGGGGGAGGAGACUUCAUUGCCUUCCACCGUUAUGCCGUGGAGAGCAUGCUGCACAACACAGAUUCACAGAAUAUUAGAACUGAGAAUAUCAAGGAGGAAGCACUGAAUGAGGCUGCCUUGAUCCUUGUUUCUGAAACCCUGAAAAAACUGGAACCAACUGAUCAGGAAGCAUGUUCAUCUCUUUCCUUCAACAUUAAACAAUCUGCUCUGGGACAGCUACUGGGAUCAAGUGAUGAUACAAUUCCUUCUGGUAACUGGAAGGAAAAUAAAAUGUCAAGACGCAUCCUUUGUAAAGAUGAGACUGACUGGAGACCCUUCACCUUGCAAGAUUCCUUUAGAGCUGAAGAUACAGAAAUGGAGUUUCUAGCGAGGAUGGAUGAAAUCAUUUUGCUCACCGAGAUGGGCAAAAAAAGGAUCAAGAACAUGAGCUCCUGUGAUUGUGAAGAGAUUGUGGAAUCGGUCAUUGUGCCCUUGUCUCAACACUGUGUGGCUGUGGGGAAUACGGCUCGUGCCUUUUAUUACUUGUUGGAAUCUGCUUCUGGUUACGUAACCCUCUCCAACAACUAUAUGGCAUUUACUUAUCUGAAUACAGCAGAGAGCAUGCUGAAAUCUGUGGAGUCCAAGCAUAAAAACAUUAUCCAGUUUGAGGAGUCAGUAAUGUACAGUCUCAAGGGAGAGGUCUCUUACAAUAUGGGACAAAUUAAUUUGGCAAAAAAACUGAUGAAGAAAGCUUUGAGGUUAUUAAAGAGAAGCUUUCCAAUUACUGUUGUGGGAGCCUUUUUCAUGUCCAUGGUGGAAACUUCCAAACAUUUGUCUCAUCAGAAGAAGCAGACUUUUUGGCAAAUGCCCAGUGGCAGGGAGAAGAAACUAGCUAUUCUCUACCAGCAAGGUCAUUGCCUUUCCCUGCUGUGGCAGCUCUUCAGCAUGGAUCUUGCUAGAAGCAGUAAGAGGUUCUCGCGCUUGGCAGCUCUCAUGAGUGUGAACUGUGCAGAGGAAUCACAGGAUGAGUCCCAGAUAAUUUCGUCCUACAUGGAAUUCUCACUCUGCUGUCAGUUGAUGGGUUACCAGCAUGAAUGGAUGAAAUAUGAGUUAAUGGCCAUCAAACGUAGUACACACCUUCGAGUUGUUGGCGAAGAGCUCUUAAUAACAGCUAAGUUAGCACUGUCACUAGCCUACAUGAAGCUUUGCUUGGGGAACCUGCCCUUAGCCGUCCAGCUUGGUUACCGAGCCCAUGAACUGUGUGUGCAGCUGAAGAAACCUAAACUUGACUAUAUUGUUCUCAACGACCUAUUUAGUGCUCUUUUUCUCAGCACCAGAUACCAGGAUUCUGUGCAUGUGCUGAGUUGGUUGGAGGAGCUCUCCCUUCGAGAUGAGAAUGUCAUUGGGCAGGCCUGCUUUGUUUCUGGCUGCCUCGAUCUCAUGCUUUAUGCUGGUUUUGCAUUUAAGUCGUUUAAAUACUGCCUGGACUUUGUUUUCACCAAUCAAACAAACUGCAUCCUUAUGUCUCAAAACAGCAUCAUGCUUGGACUGUAUUCUUCUCUGGCGAUUUGGUGUGCCAGACUUCAAAACUGGAAUGACUUUAUAGAGGUGUUUGAACAGGCGAGAAGGUUGCUGAGGAGAACAAGUGCUUCGCUCUAUGCUAACCAUGGAUUCUGCAAGUUUGUGGAGUGUGAGGCUCUACUGCUGAGAAAAUAUAUUGAGGAAAAGCCUGAUAAGGCUUGUGAGAUGCGCAACAAGAUAACAAAAAAUUUGGAACAGGCAACUACUCAGUGCUCCACAAGCCCAGUCUACUACUCUAGGGUUUACCAUAUGAAGGCCUACGUCCAACUAAUGCUUGGGCAUGAUGAAUAUAGCCAAAGCUUUCUUGAGAAGGCAUUCCAGGACAGUGAGAUGUAUGGAAACCAUUUGGAGCGAUCCUGGCUAGAGAUUACCAAGGAGUGGUGGUUCACUGGAAAAUCCCCAAUGGAAGACUGUUGGUUAAAGACAGCUCCAGAUUUCCCAAUGUGGAAAGUAGGAAUGACAGAGCAAGACAUGGGAACCUUCCAUAAAAACAAGUAUCUUCUGAAAGUGCCAGAGCUGGACAUAAACAAUCCAUUUCCAGAAUCAAGGAGUGAUGAAUUCUAAGAUGAGAUAAUUUUGAAGUGCCCAUUGCCAAGAAACACCCUCUGCAGAAAUUCUUGUGCACCAGUUCUCUUCUGCAGACUCAUAUCUCUUCCUUUGCUAAACUCUAGUAUUGGACUGUCUGUCCCAUUUCCCCAUUUAUCUAUUCAUAUAGAUAGCAUCCCAUAAAACCUUGAGCAGAACACUGGAAUUUAGCUCAGUGAUAUUGAUUUCAGUAAAACUUUGAACAGAGAUCAUAUGUAUUUAAACGUAUUUUCAUGUUUUCUAUUCCAAGAAACCCAAACCCAUAUUACUGUUGAUGCUUGAUUAAGAGCGCUUGUCAGCGAGAGCUUUAUCUUGCAAAUUGAUCAUCCAGAUCCAUUUUUUCAAAGUGCAUGAUUGGCAUAUGACCACCCAUAUUCUCCCUUUUUUAGUCUUAGAUUUUUCAUAGGUAUUGCUAUUUCCAUUCCACACCAGUGGGGAGACCUUGAUGGAAUGUUGCCAUGUCAUAUUUUCUGGCUGUUCCCCAUAAUCACUGCUCCUCUGCCCAUCACUAUCUUUUCUCAUCCUGGGCAUGUAUUUCUGUUACUGUGCAAACACCCAUUACAACAAACAAAAAAUUCCACAGAAAGAGCACAAGAGCAAACAUACCAGCCCUUGUUACCAUUUUUCACUAUGGGCAAAGUGGAGGUGUGUACGUUUUUUGGAGGGGAGCAUCAUCUAUUUCCAUAUGGUGUUUAUAUUCAUUUUAGUUUUUUAAACAGAGGUCUGAUAAAGCGAUCUUGUGCAAGGUUUCCACAUCUAAAAAGAAUUCUAUCAUAUGUACUGCGAUUAUAGUCUCCAUGGUAAUCUCACACGUGUUGAGAGAAUAACUUCUCCAAACUGCAUUGUUGACAUUUUGAUAUCCGCUAGCAUGUGACAAUUGGUGGAAAUACGCAUGCUCAUAUUGCUUUGGCUGUCAGAAACAAAAUGGCUAGGUUAUGCUCAGGUGAGGAGCAAACUAAAGCAGAGGUGAAGCAAUAGGGACCGUGAACAGAAAUAUCACACCACACACGACCCACAAAUAAAAGUGCCAAUGAGCUUCCACACCAGUAGUGACUGCUGAUGUAUAACAGGUUAUUUUUAUGUAAUGGUAAGGGGAAACCUAGAUUAAAUGUAAGAGGAGAGAGAGAGAGAGAGAGAGAGAGAGAGAGAGAGCAGGUUGGUAUUUUGAUGACAACAAGAACAUAUGGAUAGUGCAAAAAACUCUCAUGCACUGAUUCUACAAUAGACUUCUAUCUGGCGGCACCCUGAAUCUUUAAGAAGUGGGAAAUAAAUGCCACUUAGGGCUAAAUACCACACCUAGAUCUGCCAGGCUGAGUGGAGUUAGAAUAUGGUGGAUCACCAUUUGAGCCCCAGUUCACCUUGGCUACGCAUGCGCAUCCCUGGCAUGAGCCAAGAUGGCGGCAGAGGCUUCAGCCCCUUAGGAAAACUUCAGCUGCCAUCUUGUUUAAGGGCAGCACUGCGUGCGCAACUGCAUGACAGCCAAGAAAGUUAGGUUGAAGCAAGGGAAUGGCGGGGGCUCUGAAACUCUAGCCGCGAAUCGCAGAAGGGGAGUCCUGGGGCCUGGGGCAGGCUUGUGCCCAAGGGCCCUGGCAUGUCUGGGGCCAGCCAUACCUGGAUCAUAUAUCUCCGUGAUCUGGAGACUCUCCCUGUCAAGAAUAACAAUAAAUGUAUUGCAUCAAAAUGAUCAGGCUUCUGAAAUGCUCAUAAAUGCAUAAUGACAUCAUAAAAUUCUGUUUGGCUUCUGUUUGGGUAAAAAUUCUGCUGGUCAGUUUUUUGUUUUACUGGGAUUAUGCUUUUG
This is a messenger RNA of Rhineura floridana, 7225 nucleotides long. RefSeq names its product adenylate cyclase 10 (gene ADCY10). The coding region runs from base 457 to 5406 and encodes 1649 amino acids. Lineage: Eukaryota; Metazoa; Chordata; Lepidosauria; Squamata; Rhineuridae. Gene Ontology annotation, biological process: cyclic nucleotide biosynthetic process; intracellular signal transduction. The transcript has 35 exons. The record is from RefSeq and is a predicted model, not a curated record. Gene Ontology annotation, molecular function: adenylate cyclase activity. Gene Ontology annotation, cellular component: cytoplasm.